CCUGAAGACCUUUCUGCAUUCUCUGUUUGCACAGUUGAUAGCGUUCCUGAAGAUGCAAAGCCACCGCGACAAGCGCAUAUCUCGCUCCAUCGUCUACGCCAUCCUCUCCGAUGACGAGGCUGAUAAGCGCUUCCGGAUAUGGCGGCCGUUGCGCACCUUUUUCAGACUCUACGGUCUCGUCCUCACAAGACAGCGGCCAGAAUUAUUUCGCAAACUGCGUACCGAGACUUGGAAUCUCCCUGAAGAUGAAUACAGGUCCAGCUUCAAAGACGCCGACUCCCUCAUGCCGGAAGGCGACAUGGGCUAUUCUGGCUCCACAUUCUUCAUCACAAAAGACAACAAAUACCUCAUCAAGUCCAUCCCACGACAGUUCGAGCACUCCUUCUUCCGCGACGACCUGCUGAAACCGUACGUAUCGCACAUGCAAUCACACCCGGAUUCGUUACUCGUCCGGAUCACAGACUUCCUGGGCUGGCACUACCGCAGCAUCGGCGGCAUCCUGGGCAUCGCUCCGUCAUACCACCUCGUCAUGGAGAACCUCUUGCACGGCCAGGCCGAUGAAGACUCAAAAUGGCAGACUUUCGACCUGAAGCCAAUGUCAUACUUCUUCCCCGAGCGGGAUAUUGCAGGCGGCAAACUGGCGUCGCAGGCCACAAAGUCCAAACUCGCAGAUGACUUCAACGACAAGCUCCUUCUGACCAGGGAGCAGGCCGAUGAAUUCUUCCAAGCGAUAGAAGCGGACACGGAGUUGCUCGCCCGCCACAACGCCGUAGACUACAGUCUGAUGCUUGUACGUAUUCCGCGAGAUCCAGCACCACAGCCGGAAGACCCUUUCAAAGACCCGCCGAAUUGGCGGACAGGCGUGCCCUCGCAGGAUAAUAAGUGGCUUGUCCGCGCGGUCAUCCUGGAUUUCUUCUGGGCCAAGCACAAGGUUCAUGCGAAGGCGAUGACAAUGUUGAUCAACGCUUGGAAUCUAAUUGAUCGGAAGGGGCCCAUGAGCAUUACAACUGAUGCACCUGAGUAUCGUGGACGGUUUCUCGAAAUGUGCAGAGAGAUGGUUGAGAUCAAAGAGAAUGCCGUGGUCGAUGCUUUGGUCGAUGCUUGAUCUCGCCGUUUCGGCUGAUGGGUGUGGUCAAGCCAGUUCAGCAUUCGGCCUCAUUUCUUUGACUUCACGAGCGAGCGAGCGCACUCGAUUCGGUCGGCGCUUGGAGUCGUUUGACGAUAGUACGUGUCCUAUCGUGCCCAAGAAUCGUGCCGCUUGUCAUUCCUUUCCUCCAGCGCACUUGGGUGCCAAGCUGAACAGCUCCCCUCAUUUUCCUCCUUCCCAGCCAGGUCAACAGACCUUGGGCAUCGAGAUCGUGUAUGCAAUACGAGAUUCGCGAGUCACCUGCCAGAAGUCGAGUAUUGACUCCGGAUGAAGUCCUCGACUUGCGCUUUCUCCUUCGCAUUCAUGCCGGCCACGCCACUAUCGACUUCACCCAUGUCUGGCUCUGACUUUUCGGCAGCCGUGGAAGGAAUAGUGUCCGGCUUUGUCUUACGUGACAUGUCCUUCAUACUCAUCCCGGCCACGCCACUAUGGACUUCACCCAUGUCUGGCUCUGACUUUUCGGCAGC
Molecule: messenger RNA, 1614 nt
Organism: Exophiala xenobiotica
Lineage: Eukaryota; Fungi; Ascomycota; Eurotiomycetes; Chaetothyriales; Herpotrichiellaceae
Exons: 2
Coding region: 53-1105 (350 amino acids)
Biological process (GO): phosphatidylinositol metabolic process
Molecular function (GO): phosphatidylinositol kinase activity
Source: RefSeq, a predicted model, not a curated record